CUUUUCAUUAAAUUUUAAUUGUGAGAUACAAUCACAAAAUGAGAGUGCAUGAAAAAAAUACACCACCGUCAUCCCUUAACGACGAUGAAAUCGAACCAAUGGGGGAAGAGCUCAUGAAUUUCGAUGAAAUGGAGGAAAUAAAUUUAGAAGAAUACGAUAUGGAAGAAGAGGUGUAUGACGAUGAAGGCGAAGAGAUAGAACCAAGUGAAGAUCAUGCUUUUAUGGUUUUCGACAAACACAAAGGUGCUGUAUUUUGUAGCGAUCUGCACCCUAACGGCAAAAUUGCAGUAACUGGAGGCAUAGAUGAUAAAGCAUACGUGUGGUCUGUAACAACUAGUGAAGUCAUAAUGGAAUGUUCUGACCGUAAAGACUCCGUUCUUUUUGUCGGCUUUAGCUUUGAUGGUGCCUACCUAGCCAUUAUUGAUUUUCACGGACUGAUAAAAGUUUAUAAAUGUAAUUUAGAUGAAAACCAACAAGGACCGUGGCCUCAAGUGUUUCAAUAUCAAGCAGGGGAUUUUAUAUGGGGACUUUGGCACUUCGGAACUAAUGUCCUUUUUUUUGGCGAUAAAAGUGGAGAUAUAUUUGUCUUUAAAAUACCUACAGGUGAAACAAAAGUCUUGCAAGGGCAUAAUAUGCAAACUGAGUGUGGUAAGAUGUUUCAUGAUGGAAGACGUUUAGCAGCUGGAUAUAGUGAUGGAAACGUUAAAAUUUGGGAUGUGAAAUCAAGUACAAUAUUGCAUCAAGUAAAAGUGGCAAGCGAAGUUCGUGAUAUUGAUGUACAUCAUGACGAUACUCUUGUAGCAGCUAUAUCAGCCGAAGGUGAAGCAAUCUUGAUUACCCCAAAUAAUGGUAAAAUUGUUGCAAAAUGGAUGACUGAUGACGAUUUAGAACUUGUAGUCUUUUCAAAAAAUCCUCUACUUGAUUUAAUAUCUUUAGGUGCCUUGAAUGGAUCUUUAACCUUAUGGGACACAGCAACGAAAAUUUUGCGACAUCAUUGCACUAAAAAUAACCCUGAGUUACCUUUUGGGGUGACGCGGAUGAUAUGGAUAAAAGACAAAAUAGUCACAGCACGUCUUGACGCAUCUAUACGUGCUUACGACGCAAGGUCUGGUUCUGAAUGUCUUGUUUUAACAGGACACAGGCGGAUUAUAUUAGACAUGUGUUACAACCCCAAGGAAAAUAUUAUAUUGACCACCUCAGAGGAUGGCACUGCAAGAUUAUAUAAGUACACGUUGAAAAACGGGCACGAAUAAUGUUAAAAUUUGUAAUAUAGUUGUGAUAAAAAUAUUUUUUAAUCAAA
This is a messenger RNA of Melitaea cinxia (Glanville fritillary), 1300 nucleotides long. Its product is annotated as angio-associated migratory cell protein. The transcript is spliced from 4 exons. NCBI's taxonomy places the organism in Eukaryota, Metazoa, Arthropoda, Insecta, Lepidoptera, Nymphalidae. The record is from RefSeq and is a predicted model, not a curated record. Gene Ontology annotation, molecular function: protein binding. Bases 39 to 1253 code for a protein of 404 amino acids.